UUUCUUCUUUGCAAUCCUCUUCUUCACCGCCUUCGUUAAUGGAAGUGUUAUUGCUGGUCGUGAUAAUGGAAAUGUUAUUGCUGGUCGUGAUAAUGGAAAUGUUAUUGCUGGUCGUGAUAGACGAUGUACUAUUGAUGUUGACGUGCUCGGCUUUCUUUGUGAAAAAAAUGGACAAAAU
Diversispora eburnea is the source of this 178-nucleotide messenger RNA. The record is from the annotation of a GenBank genome assembly. NCBI's taxonomy places the organism in Eukaryota, Fungi, Glomeromycota, Glomeromycetes, Diversisporales, Diversisporaceae.